AUGGCUGAUGUCAUUCUCAAGGCCGUCCGCAUAGGUCUACUGGAUCUACCGAAUGAGCUUCUUAUGCUCAUCGUCAUCCAUGACCAUCGUUCCAUCGAGUCGCCUCGCGUUCAAAAACCAGUAGCGUUUCUUUGGCAAGGGAUCUGUCGACGUCUCUACGCGAUCUGCAGAGCUGCAGGCGAAAUAUGGGCGCAUAUAACCGAUAUCUACAACUUCCCUCUCACAUCCAUUGCAGUAGAACGGUCAGGAGCUCAUCUGUUAACGCUGGAUCUGGGCCCUCCCAGUGGUGCCUUAGCGGAUUGGCGUCACGGCAUGGCUAUUCUUGAGCCCCAUCAUCAUCGGGUCCAAACCAUCAGGGUUGAUUAUACGGGUUUUGAUGAGUCCGAGGAUAAUAUGGACAUCAUACCACCCUGGCACUUACCUUUCCUAUAUGGGGACUGGACGGCCCUGGAAACUUUCGAGUUUUCCAACUACUGGUUUGAUGCGCUCUUCAGCAAGGAUUCAUUCUUUUGUGAACCUCCUGCGUCGUGGCGGAAGCUAGCUCUCCGAGACUGCAGCCUUCGAGAUCCAUUUCACGUCUUCCAAGUUCCGUUGACGCAUCUUCGCCUCGAACGCUGCGAUCUACACUGCGGCCUUGUUGAUUUCAUCCGCCUCAUCAACAGUCUGCCGACCUUGACCUCGUUGGCGUUGAUUGACACCUUUGGAGAGGAGGGCGUAGGCAUAGAGGAAACGACCGUCACGCGCCCGGAACCAGGUGUUCACCUGCCCCACCUACUGCAGCUGGAGUUGGACGCUGCGUUUGAGCGCGUCAUCUUCAUAGCGUCUGGCUUGGAAGUGCCAGACUGUUGUGCUGUGAGCAUGAGGAUGGCGACGCCGAGGUCAAACCAAUUACCCGCAUCAUACGUACCGGAUGCCCUCGAUAGAGCAUUUUCCAGUCGCCUUACCAAAGCGUUCCAAGGCAUCGAUGCCGAUGCAAGCCCGCAGGGGUGUCACAUGGUUUUCGGGGAUCAUGACGACCUUGUCGGCGUAUCCAUUGAACUCUCCGCGCGUUUCGGCGGGCAAGGCGAGCGAAGACACUUCCUCCUGUCUCUCAGGCCGACCCCUGCGUCCCCUACUUGGCCUGAAUUGCCUUCCAUCGUCGGGAGGAUCCUAUCAUGGGAUCCAUUCAGCGCCGUCACCUUCUUCCGGGGAGUCAGAGUCCCUCUGGAAGGCAACAUGUGGCAGCAGAUACUCCAGAAGAUGCCCAUUCUGAGAUGCUUACAAGCCGAUUUUGCUGUGGCUGGUCUGGACACUGCUUUAACCGCGGUGUCAGGCAGUGUGCCUACGGGACGCUUGACUGAAGUGGUCCUGAACUCGGUAUGA
This is a messenger RNA of Peniophora sp. CBMAI 1063, 1362 nucleotides long. Lineage: Eukaryota; Fungi; Basidiomycota; Agaricomycetes; Russulales; Peniophoraceae. The record is from the annotation of a GenBank genome assembly.